Messenger RNA from Siniperca chuatsi (mandarin fish), 3341 nucleotides. RefSeq names its product adenosine A2a receptor a (gene adora2aa). NCBI's taxonomy places the organism in Eukaryota, Metazoa, Chordata, Actinopteri, Centrarchiformes, Sinipercidae. The record is from RefSeq and is a predicted model, not a curated record. Bases 735 to 2066 code for a protein of 443 amino acids. Gene Ontology annotation, biological process: G protein-coupled adenosine receptor signaling pathway; adenylate cyclase-activating G protein-coupled receptor signaling pathway. Gene Ontology annotation, molecular function: G protein-coupled adenosine receptor activity. The transcript is spliced from 3 exons. Gene Ontology annotation, cellular component: membrane.
GUGUGUGUGUGUGAGAGAGUGAGAGAGUGAGAGAAGAGCAAGUCUCAUCCAUGUGAGGUCAUUCACUAAAGAAGCGGUGUGAUUUGUGAUGGCAGGAGACAUUGAUCAGACUUCAAAUGCGUUUUCAUUUCCUGCACUUGACCAGCAUUGUGAGCUGAACUCGGGCGGCUUGUUUAACCAGUUAACUGAAGAAGUUUCACACUUGCCGCUCAGUGGGAAGUGAACAUUUUGAGGUCGAGCUUGCUUUUUUUUUUAUCGCCUCUUCUUACAGUGCUAUCGGGUAUCAUAACUAUCACUCACAUUUGUCGGAAAUCUACGUUCUAGCCGAUGGACAUCAAGACCAAAAGCAACAUUAUGUUCCAGUGAUGUGCGUUGUUGGCAUCAUCUCAGCCCCUCCAGAAGUUCAUGGGAAAAAGCCGCUGAGGGGAAUGACCUGAGGGGAGAGGACAGCAGAGGAGCUUUUCACCAGGAGAGAAUGGAGGCGACUGUGUCCUGCGCGUGGAGUUUUUAGCGAUGGCAGCUCCAUCUGAAGUCGAAUAAAUGUAUUUUUUCCCCAGCUGUUUGAGCUUGAGCUGAGCGAGAGGGAGUUGCCGCAGCUGCUUGGGGAAUCUGGUGGAUGUCUCUGAAAGUGUUGGAGGUGAGGAGGCUGAGUUCAGCGGCUGCCGGGCUGCAGCUAUGGUCGUUGAGGUGAGGUUUCAUCCCUCCUCAUCAGUGACCUCGCCGUUUGUCUCACCAUGCUGGACGACCACAGCGUCUCCAUCCUCUACAUCGUCCUGGAGCUGCUGAUUGCUGUGUUCUCCGUGCUGGGCAAUGUGCUGGUCUGCUGGGCCGUGUGCCUCAACAGCAACCUGCAGAACAUCACCAACUUCUUUGUGGUGUCGCUGGCGGUGGCCGACAUCGCCGUGGGCGUCCUGGCCAUUCCCUUCUCCAUCGCCAUCAGCACUGGCUUCUGCUCCAACUUCUACGGCUGCCUGUUCAUCGCCUGCUUCGUGCUGGUUCUCACCCAGAGCUCCAUCUUCAGCCUGCUGGCCAUCGCUAUAGACCGCUACAUUGCAAUCAAGAUCCCGCUCAGGUACAACAGCUUGGUGACAGGCCAGCGGGCACGAGGCAUCAUCGCCAUCUGCUGGGUUUUAUCCAUCAUCAUCGGCCUGACCCCCAUGAUGGGCUGGCACAGGCUUCCCGAGAGCACUAACAGCACCUGCUCGCCCGGCCUGAUGAAGUGCCUGUUUGAGGAGGUGGUGGUCAUGGAGUAUAUGGUCUACUUCAACUUUUUUGCCUGUGUGCUCAUUCCCCUGCUGCUGAUGCUGGCCAUCUACCUGUGCAUCUUCAUGGCUGCUCGCCACCAGCUCAAGCUGAUGGAGGUGAAAGCGGUUCAUGGAGAGAAGUCACGCUCCACGCUGCAGAAAGAGGUCCAGGCUGCCAAGUCUCUGGCCAUCAUUGUCGGGCUGUUUGCAGUCUGCUGGCUGCCUUUACACAUCAUCAACUGCUUCACCCUCUUCUGUCCUCAGUGUGAUCGUCCUCUGCUCUGGAUCAUGUAUGUGGCCAUUAUUCUCUCACACGCCAACUCUGUGGUCAACCCCUUCAUCUACGCCUACCGCAUCCGGGAGUUCCGACAAACUUUCCGUAAGAUUAUCCGGCGCCACAUCCUGGGCCAGCAGGAGCGGUUCGAGAGUGGCAGCCGUAAGCGCAACUCCACUCACAACAGCAUCACUGACUCCAUCAGACUCAAGGCAAACAGCCUCAGCUUUGACGUUUUUACUGAACACAGCAGCAGCAGCUAUGAAGGCUCCUACCGCUGCCCUACUCACAUCUCUUCUGUAGGGGGUGGUCUGGUGGCAGUAUCCCACCCCCCUCUGUCAGUCAUCAUCUCCCACUGUCCUAAGAUGGGCCCUUGUCCACUGCAAGCCCUCAGACAGACUCAAAUCCCCAUAGGUCAUCAUCAGCAUGCGGCGCAGCAGCAUGACUGUGCUGGACCAGAGGACAAACAGAACCUCGGCUCCGCCCAGGUCACGUCGCUGUUCAACAAGCAGAAGAGUUGCUUUAGUGAGCUGGCAGAGGUGUCCUGACGCAUGCACAGGAAGGAUCAUUCGCUAGUGUUCUGGGGCCUUGCAGUAAAAUGUCAACGUCAGCUCAGCAGCAGCUCUCAAUGGAAAUGGGAUAACUGAGUCACUGAGGUAAUUUAAAUCUCCUUGCCACGAGAAACCGUCGCCACUAUUUAAACACAGUGACUUUUUAAUUUAAACCAGACUAAAAGUCUAAAAGCACUGCUAGUGGCCCAAAGAGGUUCUGCUGCUUCAUAACGCCCCACAUGACCAAGAGCGGUUUAAAUCGAUUGAGCGACUGACAGCAAACAAGAGGACUAAAUUCUGUCAGUACAAAUGCACUUGUGAAAUGACCAGUGAAGGUGCUUGACCCACCAGACCUCAGCUCAAUAUGGAGAGAAGGGACAGUAUGGACCUCUCACUCUCUUAAAACAUUAAAAAGCAGGGAUUGUUGGCUUUUCAGGAUGUCCCUCCUUGUUUAACUGCAGGUUGAACAGUGUGAGAGUAAAUGUUCUGGUCAUUUCUGGUCUGAAUGGACCUUUGGCUGAAGACUAAAUCUUAUUAAUUUAUUGAUGCAUUGUUCAGGGAUGUUGACAUAAAUGCACUCUCAUGGAUUUCAGCACACUCCACCAUCAUGGAUCAUGGGCAGAGGAUUAUUUCUUAUGCAGUAUUGCACCAUUGUUUGAUUCACCCCAUCCUGAGGACCUGCAAGGUGCACAGACAGCGUUACCAGCCUGCUUAGCAAAGUUCAUGCUCAUUCGCAGAAAGUUAAACAUUUUUCACUUUCCGCCUAUUCCUUUCUCUCGCAUUGUAGUCCAGCUUCAUGGCAGAGAUUUACGUGCGUUCAUUAACAGAAAUGAAUGGGUUCCGAUUUAAUUUUUCACCCAGUUGCUCCUUCUGGGUCCCAUGCUGUUUCUAAUUGGACUAAAAAACAAGAACAGUACUUUCACCAGUGACAGGUUGGUUUGUGUUUGUGUCAAUGGCAAUGUAUUUUUUCACAUUUUUAAAAGCAAAGGCCCCAAAGUUGGUAAUGCAAUGCUGAAAUCUAACCUUGUAUUUUUGUUUGCUCAAUGUGACAAUCUGACUUGACUGUGCAUAAUAAGUUAUAUUCAUGUAAAUGUUGACUUCCGAGAUAGUUUGAUGGAUGAUGGAAAAUGACUGAAGAGGAUUGUGAAUGAUUUCAUUUUAGACGUAAAUCAAACUCAUGGAAGAAGUUCUGUUUUUAAUUUUUUCCUGAUGAAUUCGUCCUCAGUACAGUGCACAAAGGCCUGUCUUUAAAUAAAUCCUUUUACAUUUUCA